AAAAAAAACACCAUCCCAACCAAGCCCAACGGUUCCCUGGCACAACACAGUCUCUUCUCUCUGUCCUCUCAGUCUCUAUCCCUCUCUCAUCUCGGUCUCUUUUCUCUCAGUCUCCUUUCUCACACAGUCUACCACUCUAUCAUUGUCAGGCAGCGACAGACAUCACUUCCCCAAAUUCAUGCCGAAGAUAGGCGGUCACUUCCCCAAAUUCAUGCCUUCGUCUUCGAGUUCAAGCGUUCUUCACAGCCACCGAGACUCAAACUUUCUUCACAGCGAGGCAGACAUUACCGAGUUCUUCACAGCCACCGAGUUCUACAGCCACAACCACUGCCAUUGCCAGGACCAUAGAUCAAUUGCAAGGUUUAUUGGCUAUGCCCUAUGUCAUUAUGCAAUUUGGUUACCCACUGCGUAGGUGGAGAAGGAAAAGACAGUAAUUGCUCUACUUCUUCAGAUGUUAGGAGGAGAUGUUAUGUCAUAGGUCAUUUCUAUUUAGCUGUUUCUAACUUGAAGGACAUCAGGGAGUUUCCAUAGGUGCUAGAACCGGAAGCAUUAGUCAUAUAUUGGAUGCGUCACAAAUG
This is a messenger RNA of Ilex paraguariensis (yerba mate), 578 nucleotides long. The record is from the annotation of a GenBank genome assembly. Lineage: Eukaryota; Viridiplantae; Streptophyta; Magnoliopsida; Aquifoliales; Aquifoliaceae.